UCAUAAUUUUAGUAAUGACAUGUUAGAACAAAGACUGUUUGUUCUACAAUUACAUAAUUACAAUUACAUAACAUAACUGCAAUAAUUGCAAGCCAACUUUGCUAAUAUAGUGUCAAAUCUCAAAACCUGUGGAUUACAGUAUGCUCUUCCUUUUAGGUUUUUGACUUCACUUUAAAAGAGAUUCGGAUAUAUGACUCCCUAUCAGCACACAAGACUAUUAGCGAUGAUGACAUGGCUCUCCUCAGAAAUGUCUUCAGAUCCUCUGGUGGCCUUCAAGUUUGGACAGUAACAUAUCCUCCACAAUGGAAGCAGCAAGACUCUUUUUAUGUUACUGUUUGUAAUAUCUUAUGUCUGUGGUUUAAACUGCAUUUAAUCUAUUCUGUCUGUUUCAUUUCUCAGACUUUUCCACGAACAUAUAAGAAAAUACCAGUGGGUUCAAUGCACAACCUGUAAAAACUGGCUACAUUUUCAGUGUGCUGGUCUGCCAGAAGACUGGAAUGAAAAGGACUUAUUUUGUGGAUGCAGUUUAAACCCUGAUAUCGACAACAUUCAAAGCAGAACAUAUUCUUACAGAUUCUGAGAUUAAGGUGAUGACAUUCAUUAUUAUGUAGAAGACAAUCAUAUUUUUCAGGAAAUUAAAUAAAAUUGUGAAUUUAACUUAAUCUAAAAUGUUGCAGGACCUGAAAAAGAAGUUGCAGACUGGUGACAUUCUGUCAAACAGAAUGUACCUGUGGAAACACAAAGGCUUUGAUCCAGACCUUAAAAGGUUAUACAGUGAGCAUGUCACCACUUUUGAUGACAUGAUGACAGAGGUUCUCAUCACACGGCUUGAAAACAUUCUGUAUGUCCCUGGCAGUGGAGAUGUUGACCAACACAUGGUCACAGAGGUGAUUCUGCCUGAGGUUGUCAUCCAGUGGCUGCAAAAUAACAACCUUUGCCGCUACCAAGCAGAGGUGAUGCUCAUAAAUACCGUGAAGAAAAAUGAGGGACUUUUGGAAGCCCAGGAAGAAGAAGCCACAGAAAAGGGAAGCCCGUUCAUUCUCGAUAGUAAGGCUGCAGCAGACUGGUGCAGAGAACAACAAUUUAGUGGAAGAAUAACACUUCCUGUUGUUCUGGUUAUGGACAAGCUAGAACAAGCAGAAGCUCUCGAAGCCCUCAAGACCUGGGAUGAAGACUAUAAUGAAUAUUCUCCAGCGGAGCAUUUUACUUUUGUUUUUGAAAAGGAGGAGGACUAUGAAAAGUUCUGUUUGUACAUUGUAGAUGUAAAAAAACUAAAAGUUUAUGCAAGAUUUGAAGAACUUCAGUAAAUAAAGACUUUUA
This is a messenger RNA of Fundulus heteroclitus (mummichog), 1320 nucleotides long. RefSeq lists its product as uncharacterized. Lineage: Eukaryota; Metazoa; Chordata; Actinopteri; Cyprinodontiformes; Fundulidae. The transcript is spliced from 7 exons. Bases 669 to 1307 code for a protein of 212 amino acids. The record is from RefSeq and is a predicted model, not a curated record.